This is a messenger RNA of Malaclemys terrapin pileata, 3160 nucleotides long. Its product is annotated as zinc finger protein 773-like. The transcript is spliced from 6 exons. Gene Ontology annotation, molecular function: DNA-binding transcription repressor activity, RNA polymerase II-specific. Bases 1 to 1623 code for a protein of 540 amino acids. NCBI's taxonomy places the organism in Eukaryota, Metazoa, Chordata, Testudines, Emydidae. The record is from RefSeq and is a predicted model, not a curated record. Gene Ontology annotation, biological process: negative regulation of transcription by RNA polymerase II.
AUGCCGGCGCAGGCCCCAGUGACGUUCGAGGACGUGGCGGUCUAUUUCUCCCCGGCGGAGUGGGCGGCGUUAGCGGAAUGGCAGAGGGAGCUGUACCGGGACGUGAUGAUGGAGAAUUACGAGCUGGUGGCAUCUUUGGGCUCCGUGGGCCCCAAGCCCAAGGCAUCGGCUAGAAAAGCAAAGCGAGAGAAGGCGCCGUAUGUCUGGGACCAUCAGUACUCGAGAGCGAAAGUCCUGAUGCUUCCAGCACAGGGGAACGACACCCCAAACGAGGAGCCGGUGAGCUUCGAGGAGGUGGCGGUCUAUCUCACCACCGAGGAGUGGAAGGAGCUGAAGGACUGGCAGCGGGAGCUGUAUCAGGACGUGAUGAAGGAGAAUUACGAGCUGGUCACCUCUGUGGGAGACACCGUGGAGAAACCGGAGAUUGUCUCUAGGCUGGAGCGCGGGGAAGAGCCGUACGACCCCGGAGAGACACGUGUUCCUGGUCCCCACGGCGUGGGUGGUGGGACCCGGGGGGCUGAUGAGGAGGGGACGCGUCACGAGGAAGAGCCGGCAGGACUGGGCCCGAGCGAGAUGCUAACGGGGAGAGACGCAGCGAGAGUUUCCCUGGGCUCGGCCAGGACCGGAGCCAGUGCCAGUCGGAGUCAGCGCAAAGGGCGCCCGGGCCAGGGGAGGCCUGUGGGGAACGGACACGAUGAACCCCUGUGGGGCAAGAGGCGGGUCAGGGACUCCCCAGCCAGCGCUGAGCUCCAGAGCAACGGGGCCCCAGAGAGACCCUGCCCAGCGCCUGAGAACCUGGGGGGCAGCGUGGGGACGGGAGCCGUGCCUGUAACCCCCAUUGCAGAGGGGCCGUGUGGGGGGAGCAUUGGGCAGGGCGGGAAGCCAACAGAGGAGCAUGCUGCCCCUGGGGGCGGGGGGCCCUACAAGUGUGGAGAGUGUGGGCAGGGCUUUGGCAGCCAGGCCUCCCUGGCCAAGCACCGGCGGCAGCACGCUGGGGUGGGCGCCUUUCCCUGCAGCCAGUGUGGCAAAGCCUUCAGCAACAAGGGCAACCUCCUGCGGCACCUGAAGCUACACAGCGGGGAGAAGCCGCACGGCUGCGCGGAGUGCGGGCGGCGCUUCCGCACCAAGCAGACCUUCCUGUCGCACCAGCGCGUGCACACUGGGGAGAAGCCCUUCGCCUGCCGCCAGUGCGGGCGGAGCUUCACGCGCAAGGAGAACCUCGUGCGCCACCAGGAGACCCACGUGCACAAAGAGCCCCACACUUGUCCCGAGUGCGGCAAGAGCUUCCUGCAUGAGGGCUCGCUGCUCCUGCACCGCCGCGCCCACUCCGGGGCCCGGCCCUUCCCCUGCGCCCACUGCGGCAAGAGCUUCAACUGGAAGACGAACCUGACCACCCACCUGCGCAGCCACGCUGGGGAGCAGCCCUCCGCCUGCCACCAGUGCGGCCAGCGGUUCGGCAACCGCGGAGACCUGCUGCGGCACCAGAGGGCCCACGCGGGCGGCGGGCUGCUGACCGGCUACGGCAAUGGGGAGACCUUCAGCGAGUUCCUCCAGAUCCACGAGAUGCUGAUCUCCCGCACGCACGCCCGCAAGCCCCUGGGUGCCCUCACCAAGUACAAAUGAAAGCUGGCUGCAGGGCUGGGGCGGCUCGGGCAGCGCGGGAGCAGGGGAGGACGCCCAGCCCUGUCUCCCAGCACGUGGCAGGAUAGAUGACCCUGGCAAUGCAGGUACGCCAGCGGGGCUACAGCCCGGCCGGGAGCACGACCCUGGUGGGGGGAGCACGACCCUGGUGCGGGGAGUGCUCUGGAGCUCCUCGGUGCAAGCUCCUCCCCCAGGAUUUUUCCUUUGGCUGUUUAUUGGUUCCCAUCCAGUUAGUUCCGGCUGCUGCUGCCGGAUGGAGGGUGACAGCUGCCCCCUGGGGUGCACUGGUCCCAUUGUUUAGGCCGCUGACUCCUAGCCAUGAAGUCCUGCGGCACGUUCCCAGUGCUGCUCUCUGAGCUCUCAUGUCGCCGACCCUGGCAGGAGAGGCUGCUGGACAUGCCCCGAUAGCCAGUACCUAGCAGAGAAGAGCGGGGCCUAGGAGAAAUCUUCCGGCGGAGCCCCAGGUGGCACGCAGGCUCCGGGGGUCCUGAGGGGCAGAUCUCGCUGCAGCAAGGCCCACGUCAGGGAGAGAAGGCAGCAUUGCUGAGGAGGUGCAGAUGGCAGCUUGCUGUACUCCAGCCCACGACUGCUGGCUCUAGGCUGGGGUUUCAGGGGAGUGCAGGCGACAGCAGGCUGGGUUAGCCCGAGAGAACCCCAGGGUCUGUCCGGAGUCGCAGUACAGGGGCUGCCCAGAGCAGCCUGGCUCGCUGGUAAAGGGCCUGUAGCCGACCUGGCGAAAGCCUGGCUAGGGGCACCAUUGACCAGUCUCCGUUCUCCGGUCUCGUUAACCAGCCAGGACCGACUCGCCGGUGGGUGCUUGUGAAUCCCAGCUGCCCGCCAGCGUGUCCUAGCCGCAGUGCCAGCCUUGCCCGUCCAGCCUCCGGUCACGCCCUUCUGACGACCCUCUUGCCUUGUAACAACCAUAGACAUGCAGGGCUGGACAGGACCUCGGGAGGUGACCAAGUCCAGAGCCCGGCUGAGGCAGGACCACGAAAGCCCAGCCCAGCCCUGACAGGUGUUCAUCCAGCGGGUUCUUGAAAACCUCCAUGACCUCCCUUGGGGCCUGUCCCAGAGCUUCGCUGCCCGGACAGUUUCUGCUACUAGCGACCGAAAUCACCCUCGUCCCCCACUUCAGUUUGAAGCUGGCUUUAGCUGCAGCUCUCAGCCUGGCCAGAGCCUGAGCCAGUGCUGGGUCCCCUCUGAAAUCUGGGAACGCCGCGUUUCGCAGGGUCGAGCCGUGUCCCCCCGGGCGGCUUUGGCGGCGCCAAUGAUGCUGCAGUUCGAGUGGGCGAGGAGGGACGGGCGAGGCGAGUUAGCAGCACCAACGGGGUCCUGCUUAAAGAACAUUUUCUUUACUAAGACUGUAACUCACCAGCUCAGGUGAGAAAUGUGCCACCUUCACGCAGGAAGGGAAGGGCUGGCUGACGAAGCAGCGUAUGCACUGAAACUCGGCGCGGUACAUAAAUACACUCUCCCGCUGUCAGACCCAGUGUCCAAUAAACCCGUCCAGUUCUCGCUC